AUGUUGCGACCAGUGUUGAGGGGCUUGGGAGCUUCCACAACACUCCUCACAAUACCAGGGCCGUGGAGGAUGAUCGGCGCCGCCCCUCGGCGUGUCCUCCGUGGUCCAAGAAUAUUGUGCAAGUACUCGAGAGAUUAUGCGACUCAGCAAUUGCAGCUUCGAGAUUAUCAACUGGAAUGCAUUCAGUCCGUCGUAUCUGCUCUCAAGAAUGGACACAAGAGAGUUGGCAUUUCUCUUGCUACUGGAGGAGGCAAGACUGUCAUCUUCACACAACUCAUUCAACACAUUGAGCCUCCUGCAGAAAGAGCUACCCAAACUCUGAUUUUGGCUCAUCGACGAGAACUCGUCGAGCAAGCUGCUAGGCACUGCGUCAACGCAUACCCUGAUAAGACUGUCGAGAUCGACAUGGCCAAGUCUCAUGCCAGUGGUAUAUCAGAUAUCACCAUUGCCAGUGUGAUGAGCCUCCAGAGGGAUGAACGGCUUGAAAAAUACAACCCCAAAAACUUCAAGCUUGUACUCGUUGAUGAGGCCCACCACAUCGUGGCCCCGGGCUACAUGAAGAUUCUCGAACACUUCGGGCUCUCCACCAAGAGAACGGACUCACCAAACCUGGUCGGCGUGUCCGCAACAUUCUCGAGGUUCGACGGGCUGAGGCUGGGAACAGCGAUCGAUGAGAUUGUGUACCACAAGGACUAUGUCGACAUGAUAGACGAGAAGUGGCUGUCCGGCGUCGUCUUCACAACAGUCAAGUCCACGGCCGACAUCAGCAAGGUGAAGAAACAAUCUGGGGGUGGCGACUUCGUCACAUCCGAGCUUUCAAGUGCCGUCAACACAGACCAAGUCAACGAUGUUACUGUCAGAAGCUGGCUUGCCAAAGCAGGCGACAGGAAGUCGACCUUGGUGUUCUGCGUCGAUCUGGCUCACGUGGCCGGACUCACCCAAAAGUUUAGGCAGUACGGACUGGAUGCUCGGUUUGUGACCGGUGACACACACAAGGUCACAAGAGGCGAGAUCCUGGAUGCCUUCAAACGGGGCGAGUUCCCUGUGCUUUUGAACUGCGGCGUCUUCACGGAGGGAACUGAUAUCCCCAACAUCGACUGUGUGAUUCUUGCGCGGCCCACACGGUCACGCAACCUCCUCGUGCAGAUGAUAGGCAGAGGCAUGAGACUGCACAAGGGGAAGGAGAACUGCCACGUCAUGGACAUGGUUGCCAGCCUCGAAACGGGGAUCGUCACGGUCCCGACGCUCUUUGGUCUGGAUCCCGGCGAGCUGGUCAGCAACGCGACACUCGAUGACAUGAAGAGCACGAAAGAGCGGAAAGAAGCCGAGAAAACCAGACAAGAACAAGCUUAUGAUAGAAUACCCCCCACCAUGUCCCCGGGCGUCCCCCAGAAGAUCACUUUCACAGAGUACGACUCCGUGUUCGACCUGAUCUCCGAUACCUCUGGGGAGAGGCAUAUCCACGCCAUAAGCCAGUACGCCUGGGUGCAAGUAGGACCAGACAAAUUCGUUCUGACCAGCGGCUCCGGUACCUAUUUGAGACUUGUGAAGGACGACGCCCAGGACGUGGAUUCUGUUUUCUGGAGGGCCUUCGUCGUCCGCGCUCUACCAGCCAGCCUCUCCAAGGCGCCGUAUGCGCCACCACACGAGAUCCUGAAGGCACCCAACUUCACUGAUGCCGUGCAUGGCGCCGACAACUACGCGCAGAGGUUCUUUCUACACGUGAUGAUAUCUCGGAAGCAGCGGUGGCGGGAAGGCCCACCGACCGAGGGGCAGCUCAAGUUUCUGAACAAGCUCAGGGCCGAGGAUGACAAGCUCACUAUGAACGACAUCAAGAAGGGAAAGGCUGCCGACAUGAUAACCAAGAUCAAGCAUGGCGCCAGGGGCCGGUUUGCGGAUCUGCAAACCAGCAGGCGGAAGAAGGAGAGGCAGGUGGCCCAAGAGGAACAGGAGAAGGAAAGGAAACGGAGGGAGCGUGUGACCGUUGGACCUGUCGCAGCUUGA
This is a messenger RNA of Diaporthe citri, 2004 nucleotides long. RefSeq lists its product as uncharacterized. The record is from RefSeq and is a predicted model, not a curated record. NCBI's taxonomy places the organism in Eukaryota, Fungi, Ascomycota, Sordariomycetes, Diaporthales, Diaporthaceae. The coding region runs from base 1 to 2004 and encodes 667 amino acids. Gene Ontology annotation, molecular function: DNA binding; hydrolase activity; ATP binding. The transcript is spliced from 2 exons.